Molecule: messenger RNA, 789 nt
Organism: Ipomoea nil (Japanese morning glory)
Lineage: Eukaryota; Viridiplantae; Streptophyta; Magnoliopsida; Solanales; Convolvulaceae
Exons: 2
Coding region: 1-789 (262 amino acids)
Source: RefSeq, a predicted model, not a curated record
AUGGGAAGCUUGGGAUUGAACUUGUGCCAGCGCAAGUACGCCUUAGAUAUCCUCCAUGAAUCUAGAUUUCUAAGCUGCAAGCCUGCGAGUACACCUAUGAUCACAGGGCAACGUUUAGACAAAGGAGACGGUGUGGCUCUGAGUGAUCCUGGAAGCUACAGACAAUUAGUUGGGCGACUACUAUACCUCACGGCAACACGUCCAGAAAUCUCCUAUGCAGUACAACAAUUGAGCCAGUUUGUCGAUGUUCUCACGAGCACACAUAUGUCUGCUGCUCAUCAUGUUCUGCGAUACAUUAAAAGAGCACCUAGACAAGGAAUAUUCUAUCCAAAGGGAGAUCACAUGCAGCUCAAUGUGUUCUCUGAUUCAGAUUGGGUAACAUGCUCAACUACACGCAAGUCCAUUACUGGUUUUUGUGUAUUCCUUGGAAAGGCCUUUGUCUCUUGGCGAUCAAAGAAACAGGCUACGGCGGACUUGGAAAGGCCGUCAACGCUCUUUUGUGAUAAUAAAUCCGCCAUGGCCAUCGCAGAAAACCACGUCUUCCAUGAGAAGACGAAACAUAUCGAGAUCGACUGUCAUAUUGUGCGGGAUAAGGUAGCUCAAGGACUGGUUAAGUUACUAUAUAUUCCCUCUUCAAGCCAAAUUGCUGAUGGAUUCACUAAAGCUCUUCCAACAUCACAGUUUGCCUUGUUUGUUUCUAAGCUGGGUGUGCAAAACUUACACACCAUCCAGCUUAGGGGGGUAUUGGAGGAUGAAACGUACAAAGAGAACAAGAGUGUAGUAAAGUAA